GACACAUAAACGGGGGGCCGCGCCUUUAUAAAUUAGAAGCAUUGCAUAGAAAGGAACUGCACCAAAUCAAGUCUCUUCUCUUGUAAAGAUGGGUCAUCGCCUGCUUCUUCUCUCCGCACUUGUACUCAUCUCUCUCGCCCUGGUAUCUUCGGAUAUCGAAAGUGGAGAAGAAACCACACUGGUGGCGAAAGGCAAUAACAGAAGGCUGUUAGGCUUUGUUGAUUGUGGGCAGGAGUGCAAGAGGAGGUGCAGCUUGCACUCUCGGCCGAACGUGUGCAAUAGAGCGUGUGGCACGUGCUGCCAAAGGUGCAAGUGUGUGCCACCUGGCACCCAUGGAAACAGGGAGGUUUGUGGAUCUUGCUACACCGAUAUGACCACCCAUGGCAACCGGACUAAGUGUCCUUAAUUUCCCACUACCAUCCUUUAUUUUCUGAGUUUCUGUUUUUUUAUUUGGACAUGUUUUGUUUCUUUGUUAAUACUACUCCUACUAUUAUCUGUGGAAAUUCGAAAGCUGAGGCCUUGUUGUUUUCGUUA
This is a messenger RNA of Salvia hispanica, 534 nucleotides long. RefSeq names its product gibberellin-regulated protein 1-like. NCBI's taxonomy places the organism in Eukaryota, Viridiplantae, Streptophyta, Magnoliopsida, Lamiales, Lamiaceae. The record is from RefSeq and is a predicted model, not a curated record.